ACUCCUGCUUCCUUCUCAGCGGGUUCCGGUUCUUCAGUUAUAACCACGUUUGUUUUGGAGGAGUUUUUCUGCUUAUGAAGAUUCACUCCAUUGACUAACCAGCCAAGUUGAAGGCAACGGGUCAAAGGUUAGAAGUCAUUGAGAGCGGGUACAGAAAUUGCAGAGACUUGUGGUUAUUACGAUGGAUCCGAUUUCCUCAGACCUCGGUGUUACAGCGGGAGAGGGGACAGAGCUCCUGCCUGAACCAUUGAACAUGGAUCAGGAUGGCCUCCAAGCUCAUGGUGACCCAGGGUCAGAGACUACCUUGUCCCCUCAUUCCUUUGGUGAUGAAAAUGACAAAGAGAAUGAGGAUGAUAAGAUGGAAGGGGAUGACAGCGAUGGCAGCCAAGAGCUGUCAGGGACUGACUCCUCAGCUGAGGAGGAUGUAAAGGGAGACACGUCCGAGGAAGGAAAACUUUUUGGAGCAGUUUUGAAUCUAGAGGCAGGCCCAGACAGUGCCACCUGUUCAAAAGAGGAAUUAAAGAAGAAGAAAAGAAAGAGGAAGACAGAAGAUGGAGAAGAGCCUAAAGAACAAUCUGGACUGAAAGGACCAUUUGAGGGCCUAGAUGUUUUCAGAUUGUGUCGGAUUUGCGGUGGAAACUUUAGGAACCCAAAGUUACUGAAUUGCUUACACACUUACUGCACAGAUUGCAUCCAGACCUUGGUUCAAUGUAAAGAGGAGAAAACCUUCCUGAAGUGUCCUGUCUGUAAAGUGGAGGAAACUUAUGAGGAGGCACCAACACUUCCCAUACAUCACCUGUCUAAACGCCUGGCAGAGGGAAAGGCAAUGGCCAAGGAUACGCAGCAAUGUAGUAUCUGUGCUCUUAAUGCGCUGUUCCUGCCUGCAGUCAAAAUCUGCUUUGAGUGCAAGGACUUUCUUUGUGAAGGAUGUGCUGACAAGCACAAGUUUUCCCGAUUCACCAUAGAUCACAAAAUUACGGAUCUGGAUGAAGAGUCCUGGCAGGAAUCCCUGGAAAAGGUUCACAUUGAAAGUAUGAUGUGUCCCGAGCAUGACAAGGAAGAGGUGCGCUUCUUUUGUGAGGACUGCUACAAUCUUGUCUGUAGGGACUGUGUCAUCCUUAAACAUAGCGAUCACAAAGUCCUUCCCGUCAACCAGGCCGUCAGUUCUAGGAAACGAGAGUUUGAGUUCAGGAUGCUGGGAAUGACACAAAGACUUAAAUAUACUGAAAGAGAGCUGAAUUCCAAUGAUGAUGCUUUAGCUAACUUACAGCGACUCCAGGAAAAGGAAAUCGCUAAAGUAAAAGCUGAAGUAGCUGAAUUGAAACAAAGGCUAGAUAAAGAAGAGGAGCUUGCCAUAGCAGCCAUUACAAAAAAAGUGAUCGGAACAAUGAAAAGUGGAAAGAAGAGAAAGAGGAAUGCACAGAAACUGGUUGAUCGCAUACAAGAAGUUAAUUCACACUGUCUAAAAUUUCUGCAACAGAGUACUGAUGAAGAAUUUCUGGACAAUCAAAAUCUUUUCAUGGCUGCCAUGACAACAACCUUGAAUUCUACAGUCCUCCCAGAACCUCUCAGCUGGAGCAAACUUCCAUUUACCCAGACUUCGAAGAUCUUCCGAUUGGCCCAAACUGAACCCCUGUUUAUCGUCAAUGACAGAAAAACUAUCUUCAACUUAGUAGAGGAUAUGCCGACCCAAUGCUUCAUGGCACAGUGGCUCGCAAAGAAAGUUGAUGUCAGUCGUGGACUUGACUAUGCGCAGUCAGUUCAGAACAAAGUUAAGGCUAAACAGCGGGCUGAGAACAAACACAUCAAAAAGGAGGAGGCAAGGGAGAUGGCAGAAGCUUUAAGAAUCAUAAAUGCCCCUUCUAAAGUACAAAAUACCAUAGACCAACGGGCUCUGAAAGUAAAGAAGGUACAAAACUCAACUGUACCCACCCCAGGAGGAGAGGACUCUCAGCAGGAUGAAGAGGGAAAGAAAAAGAAGAAACCAAGAAACAGAAAUAAAAACAAAGAUGGCACUACACUAGAUGCAGAUCAAAAAUUGUCGGAUCCAGCACAGAAGCCUAAUGCAGGGCAAGAACAGAAACCAAAGAUUAAAGUGGAACCAGAACAGGGGAACAAAAAGCAGCAACAUGCGGCCAUGGCAAGGUCACUGAAGCAGAAGAUGGGCGGACAAGGACAUCCUAGCCAAUUUGUCUCUUUCAAGUUCAGUUCACAGAUGCCCAAUUUCAAUGCAGGUAUGAAUGGAGCAACUGCUGGUCCCCUACGUAUUCCCACACUUACUCCACUGUGGCGAAUUGAUCUUUACCUGCGGUCCGACAAAUUCCAACCCAACAUUACUGCCACGCUUUGUAUCGGGUUGGAGAAGGUUGCAGUAGCAGAUAGCAGUAACAACAAGAUCAAAAUGUUUGCCACGUCUGGAGAAUUUUUGGAGGAGCAUCCUGCCUUCCAGCCUGUCAGUCUGGCCUACUGUGCUGGAAAACUCAUUUGGUGCAGUGAAAACACACUGGGUUUCCUGGAUCUGGGCAACAAGGAAAGGGGAGAAGUGACCUUUGACCUUGAUGCUGUACCACAUCCUUUGUCGACAGGGAGCAUCACUCAACUCCUGAUCGGUAAUGGACAGAACCUAUGUGAGUACAACUGGUCAAAAAAGGAGAAAUAUUGGGCACAAACCAAUAAGAUCCUUCCGAAACAUUCCAACAAGAAACGCUUCAAGAGCAACAUAAUGAGUCUAACUAACAGUGCAGGGAGCCAGACGAUUGUCUACAGUGACUGGCAGCAGAGCAGUGUGGUGUUCAUGGACAGUUCUGGUAUCAUCAGCAAUAUUUAUCGUGAGGCUGACAAACAGAAUGGCUUCCUUCCAACUGGAUUAUUCUACGACAGAACAGCCAACACAGUAUUUGUACUGGAUCACCAAGGAAAUCGUCUGGUUUUGCUUAAUAGCGAGGCCAAAUAUGUUCAAGAAUGGUCUACAUUGCCAGCCAUUCAAAAGCCGCUAAGUGUCACUGGAAAUAGGUCCGGGCAGUUGUUCAUCACUGGCAGUGACCAGUUCCUUCACGUGUACAAGUUUGCCUACUAAGUGGUCCUUUGUUAUCCUCUGUGACUACACAGGUCGUGUAUUACUGUAGUGACUGUUACAGAACCUAUGUUUAUAUUGGUAGACGUGCAUAGUCAACAAUUAGAAUCAUUUGUUCCAGAAACAGUUUAUAAACUCAGAGGUCGAUCUAUUGGAAUCCAGAUUCUGUGACAGUGACCAGUUCACUCGGAAUCUUGUUAACCCGUAGAAGGGCCAGCACAUCUGGUGUUGGAACAAGCCGAGGAAACCAGGACUUAGUUGUACCAGACUCCAUUGACAUAAUGACACCUUAGCAUAAGGAUAUAAGCAACAUUUCACAUGAUAUUUAUGUUAGAAUAAACCCCCUUCAAAAUGUAUGGCUUUAUCUAACAUUAAAAUCAGAAUUCUAUCAGUGCAUUAAUUUUUGUGUACCAUUCACUUUGUCAUCAAUAAAUCAUCAAAAUCCUUAAUCCUGAUUACAGAAGACCUUUUUUAGAGUGGAAAUCUUUUAAAACGAGGAUAGUAAUGUAGCCUAUAACCUUAAGUCAAGUUUUUGAAAACUUCUAGCUUGAGACAGGUAUUUUAUUACAAAUUGACUACAUUAUUUAUUUUGAAUUUAAAAUAUCCUUGUUUGGAUUUCAACUUGAAUAAUCAUAAAAACGUAAAGGACUGAAAUUAACCUGCAUAAAGUUAAUGGCUAGAGCUGGUACCUAGGUGGUUUGUUAACCAUUUGGAGGAUUGGUUAAUUGUUUUUACAGAAGGAUUGACCCACACAUAUAUGUUUGAUUAGUGUACAUGUUAGUGGAUAAUAUCUCUGUAUAGUCCAAUCACAAUGACCUGUCGUGUUGACCUUUGAUUACCAUAUUGAUUUCUGGCGAGUCGAUACCCAAAUAGGGAAUAUACAUAGAUCUAUGUCACAGGUAUGCAGGAGUUAAUAAAUAAUGAUAAAAAUAUGAGGAAUGUGUUUUGGCAAAACAGUCGUAAUGGCUAAAUGAUUGUCUUCACUGAGAGUAUAUUUGUUGGUCUUAGUAUGUACUCGAUACACCUGGGCAAUAUCGCUGAACAGGUGAGCUUACCUACCCAAGGAAUGUAACUGGCCAGUAUGAAUAUUUAAUGAGGAGGUCAACGCGAUAGGUCAUUUGUGUCUGACUAUUACGUUUUUAGAUAUUGGAGGGUAUGUAUAGUAUUGGUCUUUUUGUAUUCAGUGUGCAUAUUGGGUAAACAGAUUUCUUCAAUUGUAAAAAGUGGAAUUUUUAUUGCAGAAACAUUUUCACUAACAUGACAUUAAUCGUCUCUGUAUAUCACAUCCACAUAUUAUCUUCAAGAGUACAUGUCACAUUUAAUACUUUUGAAAUUAUCAUCUUGGUAAGUGACAAACAUAAAUAAUAUGAACUUCUUAGAAAAUAAUAAAGAAUGUGGAUGAAUGGUAAAAUACCACUUUUAGUAUAUUUUGAAGAGUCAAACCAUGAAAAUUUCUGCACAGGAAAAAAGCUUUUUUAUAUUAUGGAAAUUUGUUUACUACGUAAGGAGCAGGUAACAUGUUUCUUUUUCUUUUCAUGUAAGAUAUUACAAAUGAAAUAUAAUAUCUUCUAUGCUUACUACUUGACAAAUUGAUUUUAGAAUUACAAAAAUCUGUUUGAAACAAUGCUGUCUUUAUAUAGGUAAAUACCAGGACAGAAUUGCUUAUAAUAAUUGAUUAUAAUUUAUAUAACUUCAUUGGAGAAGUCUUAUAAAAAUUAUGUCUUCUUUGUUAGCUAUUUAACAAAUUGGUUAUCUAUAAACAAAACAUUUGAUUGCUUUGUUGUAAUCAAUCAUAACUUUAUAGAUUGCAGAAUUGUUUCUAACCUGUUUGGGAUUUUUUUAAAUUCAAUGAUAAAGUCUUAUGAAAGAUUCAUGACACAUUCAGAAAUAAAAAAAAUAAUUUUGUAGUUCAAGGUCAUGCUAUGAAAAUAGGUUUAGACAUUUCUACAAAAUUUUGUUAUUAAAUAUUGUUUUGUGUUUUCCUGUAAAUAGAUAAAUUUUCAGGUAAAAAUUGAUUUCCAGCAUUCAUUAACAAGUCUCUGUAUAUUGUUUUUGUAAAUGUAUGAUUUUGACAUCUGUAGAAUGUGCAUGUACAGUGGAAACUCGUAAACAGAUAUCGUGUUCUUCAAUCACAAGCUUAAUUCAAGUUUUACCUCUAUCAUAUGUUCAGAAAUAUUGGAUUUCAAAACUGAAAUAUAUGUACCGUAUUUGGCCUAAUAAAAACACUGUGUGCUUACAAAAACACAAAAGGGUGCGCUUAUUAGGUCAAAUACAGUACAAACGUUUUAAAGUAAAGUUUUAUGAAGAAGAACCCAAAAUGAUAGUCUGAAAUGACACUAUUUUUAUGCCCCUGCCAAAGUACACAUAUACAUUGACAGACCAUUUUAGGGUUCAAAGGUAAAGGUCACCAUCACAAAUAAUGACUAAUUUGCAUGGGAAGGCUUUCACUACAAUGUGAAAAUAUUUAUUUGAACAAUUUGUGAGAAAAAGUUUACUUUUAAAUGAUCACAUUUUAUUCCUAGUUAUAAUGAGUCAUUAAGGGAAUUUUUCGGAGUUUUACAAAUUUCCACCGUACAAACGAUGUCGACGUAGCACUGGAGGUGGAAUGUGAUUGAGGAGAGAGAUACAAAUUGUUUGUUAAAGAGUUAUGAUGCUUUGACUUGAAUACAUACUUCAGUUUCUAUGUAUUAUAAGGGUCUGCAGUUACAAAAUAAUGUCAACAGUUAUAUAUAUCGUGCACACCUUGUCCCUAUUGUCAUCCCAUCUUUUUUGACAAAAAAAUGUGAAUUUUAUAUGUGACAUGGUGUUUUAAGUAUGUUUUGCAUGGAAUUUGAAAGUGAAUUAGCCAUGAUUGGGCUUGUUGACUCAUGUUUUUACACAAAUUUCAUUCAAGUAGUUUUAUUAUACUAAAUAACUUAGAAACAAACACAAAAUAAUGUGAAAAUAAAGCUCUUUUAAUUAAGUUAGUUUAGAUCAGUUUUGUGUAAGAUGAUAUCUUAAUGGAAAUAUUUGUUUUUUGAAGAAUACUUAUUCUAAUAUGAGAUUUAAAAAAAAUAGAUGGCCAACUGUCACCAAAUUGGAUCAUUAUAUUGAAGUCAUGUUUCAUAUCAGCCACUAUAUGGUUUCUUGUCAAAGCACCUGGUACAGAGCACUAUUCAUUUUCUAAAAAUCUUACUGGGAGAUAACUAUGUCAUACAUACAGUCAAAUCUUCUCAAAAGGGAGACAAAUUGUCUUACUUGGUAGAUCAUUCUUACUCAAUUUAAAUGGAUCAAAUAUAGCUAAUUUUGUUUUCUCAUAUAAACAAUGUCUCAAGUGCUAAUACAUGUUUGAAUAGGCAUGUCAAUUAAAAUGGGACCAAAGCAAACACAACAAUCGCUAUCAGUUGUCUUGACAACAUGGAGGCUUUUUCCCAAAUCACUUUCCCAAAUACCAUUUCUUUUCCUAUUGUAGAGUUGGAUAUAUUGUGCAAUCAUUUUAGUCAUUUUGGUGCUUUUGUACAUUAAUAGCAAGGCCAAAAUUAAUUGAAUCUGCUUUUGUAAUAAGAAGUAAUGUUCCUGUCUUUGUGCAUGUUACGCCAUUCUCGAAAUUCCAUUGGUUAGGCUAUCUUACCUUCUCUGAACCCCUUAGCAUAUCUCAUGAUCUCAUGUGGAUGAUACAAGAAGACUAGUUUGAUCCUUUGAUAUACUUCAAAAGAAUCUUGCGGCCACGUAAUGGUAAAAUUGACUGCCUUUGAAGUCUGGUAUCACACCUCAGUAAUCUUCAAAGGACGGGUAUUAGCCUCACAUUUGAUCAGUUAUUUUUAAACCAAAAGCAAUUAAAUAGCUAACUGCAUGUUUUCGUUUUUUGUCAUUCUGACAUAUUAUAAUGUCAUGUUCCCCAGGAAUUUUGAGGAUGAUGUCAUGCCAGAGACGUGUGAUAUCAGUCUCCUGGUUUAUUUUUUGCUUAAAACCUGGUACGUCGGUACUAGUGCUAGAUCAGAACUAUCUUCCUGCAAAUUGAUAUACACAGAACAAUCCAGUGUAUUCCAGAACAUUCAGUAAACCCAGUCAUUUACAGUAUUGAUUUCAAAAGCCAUCAAUGGAUGUUUCAUAAAUCAUCUUUAUAUGAUACCAAUUGAUACCAAUAUUGAACUAUUGACACAAGCAUCUUGUACUUGUAAUCAUCUGUUGAGCUUCUAAGUAUUAAGGAUCCCUUCCUCUACUGCCAAUAGUUUCUUCGUCCUUCAUGAUGGAAUUUUUUUAUACUCAUGCUGCCCCUUUGAUAUACUAUUUAAGUCAUUCACCCUUGAAAUUUCAUAAUGAACUAUUCCACAAUUUGAAUUGGAAGAGUUCAAAUGUGUCUUCAGGGGUGAAUGAGUUAAUAUAAUUUCUUACACAUAUGGUUUUAUGUAACACAGUGAAACCCUGUGUCACAUGACAUUCUUUGAGUUACCAGCCGUCUUAGGGUCUGGCAGUAGGUUAGUUAUAUGCCUGUCCUUUGAUGAGCAUAUUAUACGAGACCGUUAAAAGACUCCACUUCUGUUUUUGAAUGCUUUCGAUCUUAAGGACAAGUGUGACAUUGAUAUAAUUAAGCAUCCAACUGCAUUUUGUUCAGAGUUACGGUCCUUUUAAUUCUGGACAGGAUGGCAGACAAAUCAAAUAACAUGCAGUAUCAAUAUUUUUCUGAUCAGAAUUUCAGGACAGUAUAUAUUAAAGAGAGUGCAGUUUCAUGCCAAAAUUUUUUCCAUCACUUUUGCCAAUAAAUGGAACAGCCAACAGCCAGUAUUGGCCAGCUGUCUCCAAUGCUAUGAUUACGGCGUCACCAUUGUAAUGACGUCAUGAUGAUCAUAACUGAUUUUGGUAGGUUUAAAUUGUGGUAAUGCAGGAGAAAUGUAAAUACCAAAAAAAAGUGUAAUCUUUAAAUCUGAGCAAGUCUGCAUAAUAAGGAAAGUAGAGUACUGGGACGGGAGGAACAUGAUGUAACUGUUGUGUUGGUGAACUGGUGUCUGUAACUGUUCAUUAUUUUACAUUUACUUUGAUUUAUGACAGCAAUUAGGUAAUUCCAUUGUCAGUGUGUUUCAAUUAUUGCAAUAAAAUUGCUGAAUCUUC
Mizuhopecten yessoensis (Yesso scallop) is the source of this 8161-nucleotide messenger RNA. RefSeq names its product E3 ubiquitin-protein ligase TRIM33-like. Gene Ontology annotation, biological process: positive regulation of DNA-templated transcription. Gene Ontology annotation, molecular function: zinc ion binding; ubiquitin-protein transferase activity. NCBI's taxonomy places the organism in Eukaryota, Metazoa, Mollusca, Bivalvia, Pectinida, Pectinidae. The transcript is spliced from 4 exons. Gene Ontology annotation, cellular component: nucleoplasm; chromatin. The record is from RefSeq and is a predicted model, not a curated record. Bases 182 to 3076 code for a protein of 964 amino acids.